AUGUCCCUCGUUGCGCCAUUACACUUCAAUACUGUUCAAAUAAAUUUAUAUAGGGGAUCAUCCCCCAGGGAAAUUAAUAUACCGUUUUUGAAACGAUUAAGAUUAAAAUAUAUUCUGUCAUUGACACCAGAACCACUAGAUGAGACCAUGACAGCCUUUUGUAAAGAGAAUGACAUUAAGAUGAAACAUAUAGUAUGUAAUGAUAAACCUCCGAAGGAUAAGACGAAGAAAGUUAAGAGAAAGAAAAAACCAGUGCCAAUAGAAUAUGACGUUGUCAUCGAAUGUGUUGCGUUCUUAGUAGACAGGAGAAACUAUCCUAUAUAUAUGCAUUGUCACAAUGGAGAGCUGAUUACAUCUCUGGUGGUAGCCUGUCUCAGAAAGUUCUCAUAUUGGAGUACAGUUUCAAUCCUUAAUGAAUUUUUAAUAUAUAAUUCUAGCAUAAAUGUACAUGAAAGAAGUUUUAUUGAACAUUUUAAUUUAGAAGUGGAUAUACAGGGUCUCAAACCAAAAGAUAAAGUUCCAUGGGUAUCAGGACAGUUUAUUACCAAGACUUCUAAGAGUAAAAACAAAAAAAAAGAUGUAACUAAAGCAGAAGUUAUCACUACAAUGAGUAAUAGUAUACCUAAUGCCCUCCCGAAAUUAAAAUUCCAUAGUAUAUAA
Maudiozyma saulgeensis is the source of this 660-nucleotide messenger RNA. The record is from the annotation of a GenBank genome assembly. Lineage: Eukaryota; Fungi; Ascomycota; Saccharomycetes; Saccharomycetales; Saccharomycetaceae.